This is a messenger RNA of Oreochromis aureus, 3375 nucleotides long. Its product is annotated as zinc finger protein 492-like. NCBI's taxonomy places the organism in Eukaryota, Metazoa, Chordata, Actinopteri, Cichliformes, Cichlidae. Gene Ontology annotation, molecular function: DNA-binding transcription factor activity; RNA polymerase II cis-regulatory region sequence-specific DNA binding. The record is from RefSeq and is a predicted model, not a curated record. The transcript is spliced from 4 exons. Bases 165 to 1091 code for a protein of 308 amino acids. Gene Ontology annotation, biological process: regulation of transcription by RNA polymerase II.
CUUCAUCACGGAGUUUCUCUCGGUUUGUGGGCUCAUCUAAAGGGAUAAAAUACAUAUCUAUACUUUUGUGUCCCAGCUGAGUAACAGGAGGAGAAGAGUCUGGUGGAGCAGCAGAGGAACAAUUUCAGCCAUUUGGACUCAGCUCAGCCACUACAGAGGAAACAAUGACUUCAACACAAAAGGACCAACAUGGAGCGAGAAGUCAGCGCUCUCAGGAGGCCGACAAACCUCACAGAAGAAAGGGAGAGAAAAAAUACAGCUGUGAUUUUUGUGGAAAUUUUUUUACCCGGGCUCAACACCUAAAAACACACCAACUCAUCCACAGUGGAAUUAAACCGUACAGCUGUGAUUUGUGUGGAACUUUUUUUACCCGGGCUGGAAACUUAAAAACACACCAACUCAUACACAGUGGAAUUAAACCGUACAGCUGUGACUUGUGUGAAAAAUCUUUUACACGGGCUCAACACCUGAAAACACACCAACUCAUGCACCGUGGAAUUAACCCGUACAGCUGUGACUUGUGUGGAAAAUCUUUUACCCGGGAUCAACACCUGAAAAAACACCAACUUAUCCACAGUGGAGUUAAACCGUACAGCUGUGACUUGUGUGGAAAAUCUUUCAUCCAGGCUCAACACCUGAAAACACACCAACUCAUCCACCGUGGAGUUAAAGCGCACUACUGUGAGUUGUGUGGAAAAUCUUUUACCCAGCCUGGAAGCUUAAAAAGACACCAACUCGUCCACAGUGGAGUUAAAGCGUACAGCUGUGAUCAGUGUGGUAAAGCUUUUGCUCAAAGUAUAUACUUACAGCGUCAUCAAGUUACCCACUCUGGAAGUAAAGCGUACCCCUGUGAUUUUUGUGGAAAAACAUUCCGCCGCAUAGAGUCACGAAAUAGACACUUACGCAUUCACACUGGACAUAAUGUUUAUUUCUGUGAUCAGUGUGGAAAACUCUUUCCAACAGGUGUACAGUUACAACAACACAUGUUUACCCACAAUGAGGAGAGACCUUAUAAAUGUGACCUGUGUGAUAAGACUUUCAAAUCUCCAAAUUUCCUGAGAAAACACCAAAAGAUCCACACCAGAAAGUAACUUUACAACUGCAGUUACUGUGAGGUGGGGAGACUUAAGCGGGUGAGGUAUUGGAGCCUUGAACAUGAGGUUUGCCCAUAGGAAGCGGAGAUGGGAGUUACUGAAAUAACCACUGACUAGUCGAAAACAAAUUUUCCUUCUCAGCCCAUUGCCAGGCCUGAAGAUCCUCUUCUUUUCAGUCUGGGGAUCUGACCAGGGUGUACCCUGCCUCUUGCCCUCUUACAACUUUAAUAGACUCCAAACUUCCAACAUGUAUUUAUGGUCAUGAGCAGUGAUGGGAAUAAUGGCAUUAAAAUAAACAGUGGUACUAACACCAGUACUUGUUUUCAGUGACUAGUAACCUAACUAAUUGCUUUUUCUGUCAUUACAACACCGUUACUAGCAAGAAAAAGCGGUGAAGGUGUGUUCCAGUUUGUCAACACACAGACGGUUGAAGCGGUCUUCUUCUUACCGUGAGCUAAGGGGAGCAAACAAUCACACAAAUGCUGCCACAGUUUUCUACAGAGUCCUCAGAGAGCUGUGUGGACCUCAAUUCUGGAUCAUCCUGAGACAACAAAUCUGAACCCAAACUCCAGUUAUCUAUGUAUUUGCAUGUAUCCAGUUCAGAGCUGUGGGGUGCUGGAGUCUGCAGCUGUCACAGGUAUAGGCUAUGAAAGUGAAUGAACAUGAUGUCCUAGAUACCAGCUCAUUUUGGUGGAAAUUGAAUAAUUUUGCGAGAAGGCUUAAGCAGGUCAACAGCAAGGGGAGGAAGAUGGUUUUUCAGGAUUCAAAGCAAUGCAGGAGAAACUGGAGGAGAGGAGACACUCACAUGAAGACACACUGGAUUAAAGAAAGAAGCACAAAAACUCAGAUAUCUGAAACUGAUUCAAAACCCCAGAGAGCUCAAACUUUAACCACAUUCCUCCACACCUGUUGGUGGCGAUAAUGCACCUAGUGGUUGUUGAAGACAGAGCCUGUGCAGUAGUGACUGGGUUUGCUCCUUCUCCUUGAUAGAGAAGGGUCUGGCUGCAGCCACUGGGGAGCGCCAUAUUGGGACCUCCACAGUAACCGGAAACACGUGACCUCCACAGUAGGCGGAAAUACGUUCCUGCAUGGAUCAUGGACUGUGGAAACCUUGCAAGUGGAUCGUAAAGGUUGGCACAGAGUCUUUCAUGGAUAAAUUUGCUGAUAAUAAUUAUAUCAUUCUGGGAAUCAUCUAGUUUGCUUACACUGAUUAUGUUGGCACUUUGUUAACAACAACGGUCAGACCCCCGAGGCAUCUAAACUUUCGUAAGGAAUGUGUACUUUUGACACCCCUGGUUAGCAUUUAGUGGUCAGUUUCAAACGUAUUUGAGUUUUGCUUGUUAUGAACAAAUUCACUUCACUACUUUUCACUCUCUGUAACAUCAAUGCACAUUGUUCCAUUUACUGCAUAUUGCACUUUAUUCAUGUCUUUCAUUCCACCUGCAAAAACACUGUAAAGGUCGUCACAAAGGGGUUUAUAUAUUUAUAAAUACUAAUAUUCUCUAUUCCAUUCUGUUCCGCUUUUUUAUUGCCCAGAUCUUAGUUAGCCUUUGUUAAAUUGUUAUAUGUCAAUAGAUACGUAUGUCACAAAUAAAACUUGUAAAUUAUGUUUUUAUAAAGAAUUUUCUCCCAAAUCUCAUACAUACUAACUGUAACGUGUUAUUUCUGCUAAAACCUGAACUUAAAUGUGUAUAUGGUGUUUAUCUGAUUUCUCUCUGUUUUAGAUGCUCAUAUCAAUUUGGAAUUCUGCCUCCAAGCCAGAAUUGCAGUAAUGCACCACAUGUUGCAGAAGACUCUUUCACUGCCCUCUGUGCCCCACUCUCAGCCCUACUGUCAGGGCAAAGAUUGAGGAGCAUAUAAAUGGAUACAUUAAAAUUGCUUGCCUUUCAAAGGUAUGUUGGUAUUAAAUAUACCUCAUAGUUAAAGUUAUAAAUAUGCAUUUCUUUUCAGCACCUCUGCAGUCUCUUUGUUGACUUAAAAGUUGCUUUUCACAUUGUACAGUUCAGUGCAUUCAUCAGCAAGAGAAAAAAAGUGUGUUUUCAUUAAAUAUUUUUUUUCUUGUUCACCACAUUUCCUGACAGCUCUUGUGAUCCACAACAUUUUGCUUUCAUUAUUGAGGAUGGCUUGGAUAUUUUUGUUAAUAUGUACAAUCUGAUUGUUAGAUAAACUGAUUGCAUUCUAUACAACUACAUUUAAAUUACAUGUUGUUGUUUUUUUUCUCUCUUACAGACAAAAUGAUAAGCCAGUGCACUUUCACUGCCCUGUCUGUAACAUGAGAGUA